CUGUUUUUUUUCUCUCUGUCUCUCAGUUAUGAUAUUCAAGGUGCCAUUAUCCAGUCUUUAUUAUUUUCCCUGGCUCAAUCUUGUGCUACUUUUGUACUCUCAGGAGGAAUGAUCAUUGGAGCUUAUGCUUACACUUCUCCUGGUACUGUCUAUUAUGCUGACAUUAGCAACAUCUUCAAAGCUAUCGGUGCAAUGCUGUACGCUGGAUGGUUGUUUAAGGAACUCAUCCGCUCACUGCCUGAUACCCAGUCGGCACAAAUAGCAGCUUCAAGAAUAUUAGCACUGCUGGAGGAAAAACCCUCCAUUAACAUACCUAACCAAGGAGUGGAUAUCGCCACAAAAUUUCAAGAAGAUUACGCUAAGCUUGCAUUAGACGACAUUCACUUCUCUUACUUGUCUCGUCCUGGUGUAGUGGUACUACCAGGCCUGAGUCUCACUGUUAAACCAGGAAAGACUCUCGGCAUAGUAGGACCAAGUGGAUCAGGAAAGAGUACCAUACUGUCACUUGCAGAGAGAUUCUAUGAUCCUGAUCCUGAUUCAGGAUCAAUAGAAUUCAACAAUAUCAAUAUCAAUAUCUUUGAGAUCUCAUCUCUCCGGAGACAGAUGAGUCUAGUACCACAGGACCCAGUUUUAUUUGACAUGUCUAUUUCUGAUAACAUUCGUUAUGGGGCUUUAUUUAGAAAUGACAUUACUGAAGAGGAAGUCAUAGAAGUGGCUAAAGUUGCUAAUAUUCACGAGUUCAUUAUGUCACUGCCUCAUGGUUACCAGACUAUGGUUGGUAGUAGAGGCACUCAACUAAGUGGCGGCGAGAAGCAGCGAGUAGCCAUUGCUCGUGCUUUAAUUAGAAACCCUAAAAUCCUCCUCCUUGACGAAGCAACAUCAGCUCUUGACUCCGAAAAUGAGAAAGUGGUUCAAGAAGCUCUUGAUAAAGCAAGGAGAGGUCGUACUACCAUUAUCAUAGCUUACCGACUGUCUACCAUAUAUGAAGCUGAUUCUAUUGCUGUCCUUCAUGAGGGAAGUGUUGUGGAGCAGGGAACUCAUGAGGAACUGAUGAGAUUGCAAGGACACUACUACCUAAUGAACAGUGUCUCACAGCAGCAGAAGGAGGAGGAGGAGGAAGACGACAUUUUUGUUUGAUUUAUUAUAAUUUUUAAUUGGUUUUCACUCACUAUAAUUAUUAAAUCUAGCUAUUGAUUUUUAUGAUGGAAUCAUUAUACGUCUAUAACAGUUUUUUAAAUAUUUAAUUUUACUGAUAUCAAUUUACUAUGAAACUAUGAAUGAACAAA
Molecule: messenger RNA, 1286 nt
Organism: Amphimedon queenslandica
Lineage: Eukaryota; Metazoa; Porifera; Demospongiae; Haplosclerida; Niphatidae
Product: phosphatidylcholine translocator ABCB4-like
Exons: 4
Coding region: 109-1137 (342 amino acids)
Biological process (GO): transmembrane transport
Cellular component (GO): membrane
Molecular function (GO): ATP binding; ATP hydrolysis activity; ATPase-coupled transmembrane transporter activity
Source: RefSeq, a predicted model, not a curated record